UUCCCUGUAAGUAUAAUAUAUCAUAUGGGCAGUUGUUUUAUCGAUAGCAAUUAUUCAUUAUAAGAUAUAACAGAUCAAAUAGUAUCAUUGUACCGUGAGAAAAAAAAACAUAUUUAAAUAAUCAUGUGAUAUAAAAUUUCCUUGUUUGUAAUGUGAACAAAAUUAAAGGCAAAAUGAGCGUUAAAAAACUUACAUCUACAUGAUGGCGUUAUCAAAAUCUCUUCAGAGGGGACAAGUUCCGAUGUUCUGCCAGAUGUGUGAGGAAUCUAGUGAGAUCAAAUGGAAAUGUUUACUGUGUAACUUUCUCUUGUGUACAAAAUGUCAGACACUUCAUAAAAAAGUUAAAUCUACUGACCAGCAUACCAUCAUAGACAUUGCGGACAUUGCUUCUCAUCAGCAACAAACUAAGGAUAAACUAGAUUUUAGUAACAUUCCAUGUGGAAUUCAUGCAGGACAAAACUGUUGCUUAUUUUGUCAAUCUUGUGAACGAGUUGUCUGCCCGUUGUGUAUUACAAACAUACAUGAUAAACACAAGAUGAUUGAAUUAGCUAAAGGAUAUGAACUUACCAUAAAAACUGUCAAAACUUUCAAUUCUGAGAUUGACCAGAAAAUAAUGCAAAAUAUGAAAGUAUUAUCUGAACUGGGAAAUUGUAAAUCUUCCGAAAAUAUUAAAUAUGAUUUGGAAGUGCAGAAUAUUCUCAGCCGAGGAAAAGAUUUAAAGGAUGAAGUUGAAAAGCGUACCAAUAAACUUUUGAAAGAACUCCAUCAGAGAAAGGAAGUUUUGAUGAAAACUGUGAAUGAUGCAGAAAAUAAAUCACAGAAGAUUGACAAAGAUUUAGACUUUAGAAAGAAGAAUUUAAGCCAUGCUUUAAAUUCCAAUAAUGCUAACCAAAUGUUCAGCAUACAUUCAGAGGAGAAAACUUCAAGAAAUCAAAGCAUUGAAUAUGUUAAAACUACUUUUAAAAAGUUACCAAAAUUUGUACCAGGAAAACAAGAAGUUGAGGAUUUCUAUCUCGGGUCAUUAGUUGAAAAUGAUGAUGACCAAAAACAAUUUGAAUUAAAAGUGAUAAACCACUAUAAAACAGUGUUUCCACUUGUUGAAAACUUACUCUGCUGUGGAGAUGCAUCAACAUGGAUAAGUCAUUCUAUAAACCAAAAACUACAACAAGUAAAACUGACAAAUGAAUCAUUCCAUAAGAUACACACUUUUAAAAUAGAUAUAUAUAACAUGGCAUUACUGCCAUCAGGUGACAUACUCCUUUCUACAAGGGAAUCUAACCUUAAAAUUCUUUCCUAUAGAACCAUGAAAGUGGAAUCAACACAGUACAGUGUAAAUCCUUUAACAACUCGUGGUGUCCAUGUAACAAGUGAUAAUAAAAUAUUGGUGGGUGCAAGAGAAGACCAAACAAAACCGUACCACGUCAGUGGUCCAAGACAAGUCAUCAUGAUGGAUAUGGAUGGAAAUAAAGAAAAAGUGUACCACAUCGACACCAAAGGGAAACCUAUCUUUACCCUUCCUUAUAGAAUAACUACAGACAAUGACAGUAACAUAUAUGUGAUUGAUAUCCUCAAUGAUGAAGGGAGUGGUAGGAUAGUAGCACUAGAUAAAAUCAAUGGAGUGAGAUGGAUAUACAUCGGCAAUCCAGAUAUAAACCAGAAACAAACUUUGAAACCUAAAGAUUUAGUGGCUACAAAUUCAGACAAUAUUAUAAUUACAAAUAGGCAUAAACACAUGAUUCAUAUCCUCAACACUGCAGGACAGUGCAUUCAUUACCUGAACACUAAGGAUCAGUUAGGUAUCCAUUUUCCAAACUCUGUAGACAUUGACAAUAGAGGUACAUUGUACAUAGGUUGUAAUACAUACCAAGGUCAACCUGAUGAGGCCAAAAUAUAUACUGUUCAAGUUUCUGAAUUAUGAUUUUGUUCACUUCCCUAGCCUGAUCUAGUCUGUAUUCAGAUCAUCCUUCUAGUUAUGUAUUUACAAAAUUAAACAGUUUUUCAAAUUCAUUAA
This is a messenger RNA of Mytilus californianus (California mussel), 2011 nucleotides long. RefSeq lists its product as uncharacterized. Gene Ontology annotation, molecular function: zinc ion binding. The record is from RefSeq and is a predicted model, not a curated record. NCBI's taxonomy places the organism in Eukaryota, Metazoa, Mollusca, Bivalvia, Mytilida, Mytilidae. The transcript has a single exon. Bases 200 to 1918 code for a protein of 572 amino acids.